ACGCGGCGGCGCCGUCACAGCUCAGAGCAGCCGGCGAGCGGCAGCAGCUCCGGGCUCGGGAGCCCGCGCCCAUGCCAGUGCCCAUGCGGGGCCGCCGCCAGUGACGCCGGAGAGGUGUUUCCCUGCAUACUGGGACUCCCACUGCUGCAAAGAGUGACCCACGAAGGCCACAGCGAUGGCCGGGGCUUCGGUGAAGGUGGCGGUGCGGGUCCGCCCCUUCAAUUCCCGGGAAAUGAGCCGCGACUCCAAGUGCAUCAUUCAGAUGUCUGGAAGCACCACCACCAUCGUUAAUCCCAAACAGCCCAAGGAGACGCCCAAAAGCUUCAGCUUUGACUACUCCUACUGGUCGCACACCUCGCCCGAGGACAUCAACUAUGCAUCGCAGAAGCAGGUGUACCGGGACAUUGGCGAGGAGAUGCUUCAGCACGCCUUUGAGGGGUACAACGUGUGCAUCUUCGCCUACGGGCAGACGGGUGCCGGCAAGUCCUACACCAUGAUGGGCAAGCAGGAGAAAGACCAGCAGGGCAUCAUCCCACAGCUCUGCGAGGACCUCUUCUCUCGGAUCAAUGAUACGACCAACGACAACAUGUCCUACUCGGUGGAGGUCAGCUACAUGGAGAUUUACUGUGAACGUGUCCGUGACCUCCUGAACCCCAAGAACAAGGGCAACCUUCGCGUGAGGGAGCACCCACUGCUGGGGCCCUAUGUUGAGGACCUCUCCAAGCUGGCUGUCACCUCCUACAAUGACAUCCAGGACCUCAUGGACUCAGGGAACAAGGCCAGGACCGUGGCGGCCACCAACAUGAAUGAGACCAGCAGCCGCUCCCACGCUGUCUUCAACAUCAUUUUCACCCAGAAGCGCCAUGAUGCAGAGACCAACAUCACCACGGAGAAGGUGAGCAAAAUCAGCCUGGUGGACCUGGCUGGGAGCGAGCGGGCUGACUCCACGGGAGCCAAGGGCACACGCCUCAAGGAGGGCGCCAACAUCAACAAGUCGCUGACCACCCUGGGCAAGGUCAUCUCCGCCCUGGCUGAAAUGGACUCUGGACCCAACAAGAACAAGAAAAAGAAGAAGACAGAUUUCAUUCCGUACCGAGAUUCCGUGUUGACCUGGCUCCUCCGGGAAAACCUGGGCGGUAACUCAAGGACAGCUAUGGUGGCAGCCCUGAGUCCUGCAGACAUCAACUACGACGAGACCCUCAGCACGCUGAGGUAUGCUGACCGGGCCAAGCAGAUCCGCUGCAAUGCUGUCAUCAAUGAGGACCCGAACAACAAGCUGAUCCGUGAGCUGAAGGAUGAGGUGACCCGGCUGCGGGACCUGCUGUACGCCCAGGGUCUUGGCGACAUCACCGACACCAACACUGUGCCUGGAGGACCCAAAUACGUGUCCGACCUUGAGAACAAUAACCUUAACCGUGGCGGGACGGUGAAUGAAGCCCCUGACCCUCUCUCCACAGUGACCAAUGCCCUGGUGGGUAUGAGCCCCUCAUCCUCGCUCUCAGCCCUGUCCAGCCGGGCAGCUUCCGUGUCCAGCCUCCACGAGCGCAUCUUGUUUGCCCCGGGCAGCGAGGAGGCCAUUGAAAGACUGAAGGAAACAGAGAAGAUCAUAGCUGAGCUCAACGAGACCUGGGAGGAGAAACUGCGGCGGACAGAAGCCAUCCGGAUGGAGAGGGAAGCCCUGCUGGCCGAGAUGGGUGUGGCCAUGAGGGAGGAUGGCGGCACCUUGGGCGUAUUCUCUCCCAAAAAGACGCCACACCUCGUCAACCUGAACGAGGACCCGCUGAUGUCCGAGUGCCUCCUCUACUACAUCAAGGAUGGGAUCACCAGAGUGGGCAGGGAGGAUGGCGAGAGGCGGCAGGACAUCGUUCUGAGUGGGCAUUUCAUCAAGGAGGAGCACUGUGUCUUCCGGAGCGACUCCAGGGGAGGCAGUGAAGCUGUGGUGACCUUGGAGCCCUGUGAGGGGGCAGACACCUACGUCAACGGCAAGAAAGUCACAGAGCCCAGCAUCCUGCGGUCAGGAAACCGCAUCAUCAUGGGUAAGAGCCACGUGUUCCGGUUCAACCACCCCGAGCAGGCCCGGCAGGAGCGUGAGCGCACGCCCUGUGCGGAGACGCCAGCUGAGCCUGUCGACUGGGCCUUUGCCCAGCGUGAGCUGCUGGAGAAGCAGGGCAUCGACAUGAAGCAGGAGAUGGAACAGAGGCUCCAGGAACUGGAGGACCAGUACCGCCGCGAGCGGGAGGAGGCCACUUACCUGCUGGAGCAGCAGCGGCUGGACUACGAGAGCAAGCUGGAGGCUCUGCAGAAGCAGAUGGACUCCAGGUACUACCCAGAGGUGAACGAGGAGGAGGAGGAGCCCGAGGAUGAAGUCCAGUGGACGGAGCGGGAGUGUGAGCUGGCACUCUGGGCCUUCCGGAAGUGGAAGUGGUACCAGUUUACAUCUCUGCGGGACCUGCUGUGGGGCAACGCCAUCUUCCUCAAGGAGGCCAAUGCCAUCAGCGUGGAGCUGAAAAAGAAGGUACAAUUCCAGUUUGUCCUCCUGACGGACACACUCUACUCCCCUCUGCCACCCGACCUGCUGCCCCCAGAGGCCGCCAAAGACCGAGAGACACGGCCCUUCCCCCGCACUAUUGUGGCCGUGGAGGUCCAGGACCAGAAGAACGGGGCCACCCACUACUGGACGCUGGAGAAGCUCAGGCAGCGCCUGGACCUGAUGCGGGAGAUGUACGACCGCGCUGCAGAGGUGCCCUCCAGUGUCAUCGAGGACUGUGACAACGUAGUGACUGGCGGAGACCCCUUCUAUGACCGCUUCCCCUGGUUCCGGCUGGUGGGCAGUUCAGCCAUCUCUGGCUGCAACAGCUACCCUCUUCUGAACACAUGCAUGAGCGAGCGCAUGGCUGCUCUCACCCCCUCCCCCACCUUCUCGAGCCCCGACUCCGACGCCACCGAGCCUGCCGAGGAGCAGAGCAUGGGGGAGGAGGAGGAGGAGGAGGAGGAGGAGGAGGAGGACCUGGAGGACGACGUCUUUCCGGAGCACGAGCUGUGCGACGGCCGGGACCCGUUUUACGACCGGCCCCCCCUGUUCAGUUUAGUAGGAAGGGCCUUCGUGUACCUGAGCAACCUGCUGUACCCCGUUCCCCUGGUGCACCGUGUGGCCAUCGUCAGCGAGAAAGGCGAGGUGAAGGGCUUCCUCCGCGUGGCGGUCCAGGCCAUCUCAGCCGAUGAAGAGGCCCCCGAUUAUGGCUCUGGCGUCCGCCAGUCGGGAACUGCUAAAAUCUCCUUUGACGACCAGCAUUUUGAAAAGUUCCAGUCUGAGUCUUGCCCCGUGGUGGGGAUGUCCCGCUCGGGAACCUCCCAGGAAGAGCUUCGCAUCGUGGAGGGCCAGGGCCAGGGUGCAGACGUGGGGCCCUCAGCCGACGAAGUCAACAACAACACCUGUUCAGCAGCGGUGCCCCCAGAAGGCCUCCUCCUAGACAGCUCUGAGAAAGCCGCCCUGGACGGGCCCCUGGACACUGCCCUGGACCACCUCCGCCUGGGCAGUACCUUCACCUUCCGUGUGACAGUCCUGCAAGCGUCCAGCAUCUCUGCCGAAUACGCUGACAUCUUCUGCCAGUUCAACUUCAUCCACCGCCACGAUGAGGCCUUCUCCACGGAGCCCCUGAAGAACACAGGCAGAGGCCCCCCACUCGGCUUCUACCAUGUCCAGAACAUCGCAGUGGAGGUGACCAAGUCCUUCAUUGAGUACAUCAAGAGCCAGCCCAUUGUGUUCGAGGUUUUCGGCCACUACCAGCAGCACCCGUUCCCGCCCCUCUGCAAGGAUGUGCUCAGCCCCCUGAGGCCCUCGCGCCGCCACUUCCCUCGGGUCAUGCCACUGUCCAAGCCAGUACCCGCCACCAAGCUCAGCACACUGACGCGGCCCUGUCCGGGGCCCUGCCACUGCAAGUACGACCUGCUGGUCUACUUCGAGAUCUGUGAGCUGGAGGCCAAUGGCGAUUACAUCCCAGCCGUGGUGGACCACCGUGGGGGCAUGCCAUGCAUGGGGACCUUCCUCCUCCACCAGGGCAUCCAGCGACGGAUAACAGUGACACUGCUGCACGAGACAGGCAGCCAUAUCCGCUGGAAGGAAGUGCGCGAGCUGGUCGUGGGCCGCAUCCGAAACACUCCAGAGACUGACGAGUCCCUGAUCGACCCCAACAUCUUGUCUCUCAAUAUCCUCUCUUCCGGAUACAUUCACCCAGCCCAAGAUGACCGGCAGUUUCUUGAUUCGGACAUACCUAGCGUUUCAUUGGGAAAUGACACUAGGACCUUUUACCAAUUUGAGGCUGCGUGGGACAGCUCCAUGCACAACUCUCUCCUGCUGAACCGGGUCACCCCUUACCGAGAGAAAAUCUACAUGACGCUCUCUGCUUAUAUCGAGAUGGAGAACUGCACCCAGCCAGCCGUCAUCACCAAGGACUUCUGCAUGGUCUUCUAUUCCCGCGACGCCAAGCUGCCAGCCUCACGCUCCAUCCGCAACCUCUUUGGCAGUGGGAGCCUUCGGGCCUCGGAGAGUAACCGUGUGACCGGCGUGUACGAGCUCAGCCUGUGCCACGUGGCUGACGCGGGCAGCCCAGGGAUGCAGCGCCGGCGCCGGCGAGUCCUGGACACAUCCGUGGCCUACGUCCGGGGCGAGGAGAACCUGGCGGGCUGGAGGCCCCGGAGCGACAGCCUCAUUCUGGACCACCAGUGGGAGCUGGAGAAGCUGAGCCUCCUGCAGGAGGUGGAGAAGACCAGGCACUACCUGCUCCUGCGGGAGAAGCUGGAGACCACCCAGAGGCCUGUCCCAGAGGCACUGUCCCCGGCCUUCAGCGAGGACUCUGAGUCCCACGGCUCCUCCAGUGCCUCCUCUCCGCUCUCGACUGAGGGCCGCCCAUCACCUCUGGAGGCUCCCAGCGAGAGGCAGCGGGAGCUGGCUGUCAAGUGCUUGCGCCUGCUCACGCACACGUUCAACAGAGAGUACACACACAGCCACGUCUGCGUCAGUGCCAGCGAGAGCAAGCUCUCUGAGAUGUCUGUCACCCUGCUCCGGGACCCGUCAAUGUCCCCUCUAGGGGCAGCCACUCUCACCCCCUCCUCCACUUGCCCCUCUCUGGUUGAAGGGCGGUACGGUGCCACUGACCUGAGGACCCCACAGCCCUGCUCCCGGCCAGCCAGUCCAGAGCCUGAGCUGCUGCCAGAGACCGACUCCAAGAAGCUCCCUUCCCCUGCCCGGGCAACAGAGGCAGACAAGGAGCCCCAGCGCUUGCUGGUCCCUGACAUCCAGGAGAUCCGAGUCAGCCCGAUCGUCUCCAAGAAGGGGUACCUGCAUUUCCUGGAGCCGCACACGUCGGGCUGGGCCAGGCGCUUCGUGGUGGUGCGGCGCCCCUACGCCUACAUGUACAACAGCGACAAGGACACCGUGGAGCGGUUCGUGCUCAACCUGGCCACCGCCCAGGUGGAGUACAGCGAAGACCAGCAGGCUAUGCUCAAGACACCCAACACGUUCGCGGUGUGCACGGAACACCGUGGCAUCCUGCUGCAGGCCGCCAGUGACAAGGACAUGCACGACUGGCUGUACGCCUUCAACCCCCUCCUGGCCGGAACCAUACGGUCCAAGCUCUCCAGAAGGAGGUCUGCCCAGAUGCGGGUCUGAACCCGAGCCCUCCCAUGACAGCCAGCAAGCCCAGCCCAUCCCCACCCUUGUCCUCGUCUGUCCUGUCACCUGCCACCUGGCCCCUCUCCUGCCAGACAGCCCACGACCGGGUCGACCCCCCAGGGGACACCCAUGCCAGGCCCGGGGACCUGUGCCACACGACCAGCUGUGCUCCCAGCAGAGGCCGCGCGUGUCGGUUCUUCUUGUGUAAUGUGCUCUGGUGGAACAAGCUGGGAGGGGCUGGGGGGGCCAAGGGCACAGGUCACGGGGUUCUUGCUGCCGUUCUAAUAUUUUUUUAAGCAUAGACAGACUUAUAAUUAAUAUACGUUAGUUAGUGACAUUGAAACGGUCAACUCGGAAAUUAACUAUAAGACUUGUUCUA
This is a messenger RNA of Cercocebus atys (sooty mangabey), 6050 nucleotides long. It is a transcript of the gene KIF1A, whose product is annotated as kinesin family member 1A. Lineage: Eukaryota; Metazoa; Chordata; Mammalia; Primates; Cercopithecidae. The transcript has 51 exons. The coding region runs from base 176 to 5668 and encodes 1830 amino acids. Gene Ontology annotation, biological process: microtubule-based movement. The record is from RefSeq and is a predicted model, not a curated record. Gene Ontology annotation, molecular function: ATP binding; microtubule motor activity; microtubule binding.